AUGUCUUUAGCAAUACCCCAGGCCUCCCAGUCGGGGCUAUUCAAGCCUGGCUACAGCAGCUAUGACGCCGAGGAUGGUGCCGUGAUUCGAAAUAUCGAUGCAUGCAGGACGAUUGCCCAGACCGUUCAAACCUCCCUCGGUCCGUAUGGCCGUAACAAAAUUGUCAUUAACCAUCUGGCCAAGAUGAUACUCACUUCCGACGCGGCUACAAUCCUCCGUGAACUGGAGGUGGUGCACCCCGCCGCAAAGUUACUGGUCAUGGCCAGUCAACAGCAAGAGGCGGAGAUGGGAGAUGGCACAAACAUGGUCAUUAUACUGGCUGGAGAGUUGCUCAAGAAAGCUGAGGAAUUAAUACGAAUGGGUCUCAAAACGAGCGAUAUUGUAUCUGGGUAUGAGAAGGCACAGGCUUAUGCGCUCAAAUCUUUAGAAGACUUGGAAGUUGACACUGUCUCCGAUGUUCGCUCCGCCGCCCAACUUAGCAAAGCGCUCCGCACUGUGGUUGCGUCCAAACAAUCUGGCUCCGAGGACCUCAUUUCGCAGUUGAUAGCUCAGGCUGUGCUGGCAGUUCUACCCAAAAACCCGGCAAAUUUCAACGUUGACAACAUCCGUGUGGUGAAAAUCAUGGGCGGAGAUCUCUCUUCCUCCCAAGUCGUCAAGGGCAUGGUCUUUGGUCGCGAACCCGAGGGGUUGGUGAAGCGCGCGAAAAAGGCAAAAGUCGCUGUUUUCUCAUGCCCGAUCGAUAUUUCCCAGACUGAAACAAAGGGAACUGUUCUCCUGAAAAAUGCAAAAGAGAUGAUGGCCUUCUCCAAAGGCGAGGAACAACAGCUCGAAAACGCCAUUCGGGAAAUCUACGACACGGGUGUCCGCGUAUGCGUCGCAGGCGCAACCGUGGGAGAACUAGCCAUGCACUACCUCAACCGGAUGGGUAUCCUUGUGGUCAAAAUCAUGUCGAAAUUCGAACUCCGGCGCCUGUGCAGCGUGUGUAACGCCACUCCUCUAGCCCGCCUCGGCGCGCCCAUGCCGGACGAGAUGGGUAGCAUUGACGUCGUUGAAACGACCGAAAUCGGCGGUGACAGAGUGACCGUCUUCCGCCAAGAGUCCGACACCGCAACAACACGCACGGCGACCAUCGUGUUGAGAGGCGCAACCCAGAACCAUCUCGACGAUGUCGAGCGCGCAAUUGAUGACGGCGUCAACGUCAUAAAAGCGGUCACAAAAGACCCACGGCUUGUCCCGGGUGCGGGCGCGACGGAAAUGCAACUUGUGGAGAGAAUCAGUCAUUUCGCAGACAAGACGCCUGGCUUGCCGCAGUAUGCCAUUAGAAAAUAUGCAGAGGCAUUCGAGGUGAUCCCAAGAACCUUGGCAGAGAGCGCCGGGUUGGACGCCACGGAAGUGGUAGCAAGGCUGUACACGGCGCAUCAACGCCGGGUAGGUUCCAGCGAGGAAGUGAAACGCCGAAAACAAGCAAACGGCGAACAACAAGACGAAAGCGACGACGAGGACGAGGACGACGAUGACGACGACGACUCUGGAGAAUCCGACGAAUCUGAAGAGCCGUACUGGACCACGGGUAUCGACCUGGAAGUCAGUGACGCGUCCGGCGUGCUGGAUGCUCUAGAAGAAGGCAUCCUGGACCUGAUGGUGACCAAGUCCUGGGCCAUUCGGCUGGCCACGGAGGCGGCGAGGACGGUCCUGAGUGUUGAUCAGAUCAUUGUCGCGAGGCAAGCUGGAGGGCCGAAGCCACCGGGGCCGAACCCGAACUGGGACGAGGAUUGA
Fonsecaea multimorphosa CBS 102226 is the source of this 1776-nucleotide messenger RNA. RefSeq lists its product as uncharacterized. Lineage: Eukaryota; Fungi; Ascomycota; Eurotiomycetes; Chaetothyriales; Herpotrichiellaceae. The transcript has 3 exons. Bases 1 to 1776 code for a protein of 591 amino acids. Gene Ontology annotation, biological process: protein folding. Gene Ontology annotation, molecular function: ATP binding; ATP-dependent protein folding chaperone; ATP hydrolysis activity. Gene Ontology annotation, cellular component: chaperonin-containing T-complex. The record is from RefSeq and is a predicted model, not a curated record.